AUGGAAACGAAGCAAGUAUUACUUCACACAACCUCUCAUAUCUCUCUCUUUUUCUGUUUUCUUUUCCAUCUCCCAUUUUUUUCUCCAGUGGAGUCUUCUAUGGGUCAAAAGAAAACAUUGUUCGUUUGCGUUGUUUUAAUGAUGGUGCUUUUUAAUGGGUUUAAUUGCGUCCAUGGACGAACCCUAAGAAACAUGAAAGUUGAUGAUAAGAUGAAUGUUGGUCAUGAUGAUAGCAAGACGAUGAAGGCUAUGAACAACGAUCUGAUAGUUGAUGAAAAGGCGGUCCAGCUCUCGCAGCCACCUCCGUCGCCACCACCGGAAGGUAAAUAUGCAGAAGAUUUCAGGCCUACAACACCUGGUCAUAGCCCUGGGAUUGGCCAUAGUUUAUCGCACAACUAAACUAAACAUUUCUAUGCAAUGGUUAAUCCACAUAUGCAUGUGUAUAUGUGUACUUGUGAUUUGUAAACGUAUGAUUUACUAUUGUCUUUUAAUCAUGUGCAUGCAGUUCCACUUAUAAUACGUACGUAACGAUGUUCGAUGAAAAAAAAUCUUCAAUUUACUUCUUGGAAUACA
Molecule: messenger RNA, 573 nt
Organism: Brassica napus (rape)
Lineage: Eukaryota; Viridiplantae; Streptophyta; Magnoliopsida; Brassicales; Brassicaceae
Product: precursor of CEP5-like
Exons: 2
Coding region: 1-399 (132 amino acids)
Biological process (GO): root development; nitrate import; regulation of root development
Cellular component (GO): extracellular region
Molecular function (GO): hormone activity
Source: RefSeq, a predicted model, not a curated record